AUGCUGCGGCAGAGAAGGCGCGAACACUUCUCAAUGGGAAAGUUCGUACAAGGCAUUCAGGAUUUUAUUGAAGAGCUACAAAGUCUGCCUUGUGAUCAACAGAAUCUCGUGGAUGAGCUUGAGGAUCUUGUCAAAAGGGUGGAAGUUUGGCGAACGGAAGCGAGUGAGGCCAUUAAAAAAUGUGCAGAUGAUGAUACGUCCCUAACGAGCAAUGAUUUACGGACACUUGUGGAACAUGGAGAGGACUUCGACGUUCGUUUAGAUGAAAUAGACCAGCUUUGGCGGACCAUCGAAAUGAGGGAGUGGAACGACAACGCAAAGUGUGUGCUGGAAUGGACCACAUUGGAAGGCAUUGAAGAGAGCGAUGAUUUUUUGACACUCAAACGGUGGAAGCGUGAAGAAGUUUUGCGUUUGGUCUCUGAUGGAGGUCGGCUGUUCCCUAAUGGAGGUCCUGACUCACCAGUAAAUCGCCUACAUUCUCUCUUCAAAACUGCUCUUAUAGCUGAAUCGAAGGUUGAGCUCUUAUUCGAGGAUUCCUCAGCAAACGACAAGGACUUGGAAAACGUUUGGAAGGAAAUUCGUGAAUCAGACUGGCUGGAUACGAAAAUAAUGAGCAGACUCCGGGAGGAAGUAGUGCGACUGUAUGCUGUUCAACAACGGGCACAGCGGAAAGAAGUGUCUCUGAAUGAAACAAUGGAUCUGGUGAAAGAAUGUGAAAGCUCGAAAUUCCUCAGCAACUCCGGCUUAUACGACAGUUUGCUCGAUGUUAAAGACAGUCUACUGAACUUUACUCAACGACUAGUGAAUCUGUUCCAAAAACCAGCUUCAUAUUACAAUCUUGUUGAGAUAAUUCGCGAUCGCGGUGAUCUUGCGGCUUUAGUGGAAGGGCAGUCACUACCACGUUAUUUAAAUGAAGAUUUGGCACCUGAAGAACAGUGGCUGCAAUUGAGUGAAUUUGGCACAUCAGAAGAGAUGAAACAACAUUUAUGUUCUCUGAGAGCGCAGUUUCGAGCUCUGAUUCGUCAAGUUUACAGGGCUUGGAUGGAGAUGCGAAAUCGACCUGCACGUUCAUCUCCAUUUCCUUCACUUUUUGUUAAACUGAAACGUGGGAAGCGAAAUUCUGGAAAGCAUUCUGCCAAAAAGGAGCGAAAACGGUCACGGGUUGUAUAUCAUCAGGACGACGAGCAGUGCUCUGCAGAUACCUGUCUAAAACCGUACGGUGAAACCGUGGGAUGGAUAUUGUGCGAAGCUGGCUGCGCUCGUUGGUAUCAUUACGUGUGUAUUGGUAUGACAGCCGAGAGUGCAAAAUCUUUGCCGUCGUAUAUUUGCUACCGUUGCAACAAUACUGUGCAACAAAUUGCACAACAUCCAGUGGCUGUUUGA
Cooperia oncophora is the source of this 1383-nucleotide messenger RNA. The record is from the annotation of a GenBank genome assembly. NCBI's taxonomy places the organism in Eukaryota, Metazoa, Nematoda, Chromadorea, Rhabditida, Trichostrongylidae.